AGGAAGGCAGCACGCUCGGCGGAUAAGACACAAGCCAAGCAGCCGUCACAAUCACCUUUUGUAGUUUUUAUUCUGUCAUUUCAACAAGAAACCACACGUUCCACUUCGACUUCGCGCCGACCAGCUACAGCCGCCUGACAGGACUACUUGUGCCCGCGAACGAACCACGACCAGCGGCCGGUGUGACGUGAGGAGAGAGGCCGGCCGGUGGCUCCAGGUGGACCCGACAAGUGCAACGGAGAGCCGGCCGUAAUGAGUACCUCCCCCUCGGCGUGCGAGCCACCGAUAUGACAGCCCGCAUCCCAGUGACAUCUACCCGCUGAAGAGACGGCUCCCGCCGGUCCCCACGUACCGGCUCACUGGUCAGCUGGGGUAGAACCGCCAUGCGUUGGCGUCAGUUUGAAAAUGCGAGAAAGCCUCAAGAGUUGUACAAUUAAACAAUACUAACGCUCUGGGGCUCCAACGAGGUGACCAGCAGGGGGCGCCGACAGACAACCACCAAAGAAGACUUGAGACGGAAGUGUACGAAGACCGAGCAGCAGAUUAGCUUGAUUAGCCUGAAGGCUAAUUCCUGAUAUGACGCGUACAAGCUGAAGAGUGCCUGAGCCGUGUUUGCCUGACCAGGCGUGGACAAUGGCGUUGAUCGAGGGCGUGGGGGACGAAGUGACGCUGUUAUUUGGGGUGCUGAUCUUCUUACUGGUGCUGCUGCUGGCCUGGAUCUCCACCCGCACCUCAGAACCACUGGACCACACUUUGGAUUCCUCCACCAGGUCCACUCUUUCUCAGAGGACCCCUCACCACGACACGCCCUCUACCUCUGCUAGUGAGAGCCAUGUGACCGAGACUCAGCCCGUCACUGUUUCUCCAAACGAAGAUAAAGAGGACAGAGGUAGACAGGGGGCGGCGGCAGCAGAUGGAGAUCUUGGGGGGAGCGAUGGUGGCGGAGUCUCUCAGAGAAACAUGGUGGUAAGACUGAAGUUCCUGAACGACACAGAGAGAACGGCGCUGGUCAAACCUCAGGAUACCAUCGGCUAUAUCAAGCGGACCUACUUUUCGGGUCAGGAGCAACGGGUGCGGCUCAUUUAUCAGGGGCAGCUGCUGCAGGACGACGCCAUCACGCUGGAGUCGCUCAACUUGACUCACAACUGCGUGCUGCACUGUCACAUCUCCCAGCACGCCCCGCGCGCCACAGCGGGAGCAGGGCCUGCAGACCAGGUGCAGGUGGCUCUCAAUGUGGGCAGCCUGAUGGUCCCGCUGCUCGUCCUCAUGCUGUCAGUGCUUUGGUACUGUCAGAUCCAGUACCGUCAGUUCUUCACAGCGCCUGCCACUGCCUCGCUGGUGGGAAUCACCAUCUUUCUUAGCCUGGUGGCCUUUGGCGUUUAUCGCCGGUAGAUGCUCCCUGAUUGGUCCGCCUCUGUGUCCCGACUGGAUUCUACGUACUUUCUGUUCCAGUGGAAAGUCGGCGUGGCGCCAAAGACCAGAUCAACAUUUUGGUCAUUGUGCCUCCUGAACUGACUUAAGAGUGGCUGACGGAUGCAUGGAUGUGUAUGUCCACUUUUGAUGAUAUUAAAGCAUUUAUUUAUCUUCA
Doryrhamphus excisus (bluestripe pipefish) is the source of this 1588-nucleotide messenger RNA. RefSeq names its product transmembrane and ubiquitin-like domain containing 1 (gene tmub1). The record is from RefSeq and is a predicted model, not a curated record. Gene Ontology annotation, molecular function: protein binding. Gene Ontology annotation, biological process: ERAD pathway. NCBI's taxonomy places the organism in Eukaryota, Metazoa, Chordata, Actinopteri, Syngnathiformes, Syngnathidae.